This is a messenger RNA of Papaver somniferum (opium poppy), 1900 nucleotides long. RefSeq lists its product as uncharacterized. The transcript is spliced from 6 exons. Gene Ontology annotation, cellular component: chloroplast thylakoid membrane; chloroplast envelope. The record is from RefSeq and is a predicted model, not a curated record. Lineage: Eukaryota; Viridiplantae; Streptophyta; Magnoliopsida; Ranunculales; Papaveraceae. Bases 93 to 1352 code for a protein of 419 amino acids.
UAUAUCUUCCUCCUUCUUCCUCAUCAUCCAUCUCACUCUCAGACUCACUGUCUAAAACCCUCUCUAUUCCAGGCUCCCCCAAUAAACAAACCAUGAGUUAUUAUUACUCCACAGGCUUAGAGUUUUCAAUAUCCACUAAACCCUCUCUUCUCUCCUCUAAUCAUGGAGAAAUCUCUAAAAUUUGUACCAAAUUGCCCACCAAAAUCCAAGUUUCAACAAAAAAUGGAGCAAGUAGCAGAAGAAGACAUCAAAGCUUCAGAGCUCAAUCAAGUCCUACUCAAGUGAAUAGUGUAGCUAGUAGUGUUGAAAUUGAGCAAAGUGAGGUACAAGUAGCUGAAGGGUAUACAAUUACUCAAUUCUGUGAUAAAAUUAUUGAUGUGUUCUUGAAUGAGAAACCACAGACAAAAGAUUGGAGGAAGUUGUUGGUGUUUAGAGAGGAAUGGAAAAAGUAUAGUGACAAAUUCUACAAGCAAUGUAAAGCCCGGGCGGAUGCGGAGAAUGAUAACGGUAUGAAACAGAAGUUGGUGUUGCUAGGGAGGAAAGUGAGAAAGAUUGAUGAUGAAAUAGAAAGACAUAGUGAGCUACUCAAAGAGAUAGAGCAAAGUCCAACCGAUAUCAAUGCAGUUGUGGCUAAGCGGCGUAAGGAUUUCAAUGAGGAGUUUUUCCGCCAUCUUACUUUACUGUCGGAGACUUACGAUAGCUUGGAUGACCGCGAUGCAAUAUCCAGGCUUGGAGCUAGAUGCCUCUCUGCAAUCUGUGUGUAUGAUAACACGGUUGAAAAUGCGGAGACGUUAGAUGCUGCUCAAGCUAAAUUUGAUGAUAUACUCAACUCUCCCUCACUAGAUGCAGCAUGCGAGAAGAUCAAAAGUCUAGGGAAGGCAAAAGAGCUUGAUUCCUCCUUGAUCUUGUUGAUUAAUAGUGCUUGGGGUGCAGCAAAGGAAUCCACGACCAUGAAGAAUGAGGUUAAAGACAUAAUGUAUCACCUAUAUAAAGCCACAAAAAGCAGCCUUAGGAGCAUUGCACCGAAGGAGAUAAAGCUACUCAAACAUCUGUUAAAUAUCACAGAUCCAGAAGAAAGGUUCUCAGCAUUGGCUACUGCCUUCUCUCCAGGAGAUGAAAAAGUAGCCAAGGACCCCAACGCCCUGUACACUACGCCAAAGGAGCUGUACAAAUGGAUCAAGAUCAUGCUCGACGCAUACCAUCUGAACAAAGAAGAAUCUGAAAUCAGGGAAGCAAAGGAACUGACUUUACCCAUUGUGAUGCAAAGGCUUUUCAUACUGAAGGAAACAAUAGAAGAAGAGUAUUUGCAACAAAAUACUGCGGCAGAAGAUUCCACACCGAAAGAACUAUGAGGUGCUGGUCUUUUUAUCUCAUUCUUCGAACAUGAAAGUGGCGUGCAGAGUUCUACUGGAGUACUAUUUUACUCGUUAGUAAAAUAUGACUAUAUAAAGUGAAGUCCUUCAAGGAAACGCACAAAAGCACUGUUGUUGUAAGGUGAAGGAAGGCCUGUAGGCAUCGAUCCAGCUGGUCAUUGUAAGAUGGUAUUACAUGAAGCUGAUUUUAGACACAGUCAGAUUAUAUAUAUCUGUAAGCUUGACUGCUAGUAACAGAACAGUAAGCUUCAGUAUAGUGUCAGAAGGUAAUCUUCUCUCGAAAGGGUACUCAGUUUUGCCAAAAAAAAUUAAUAGGCAAGAUUGGUAACAGAAAUAAUUGUCAAUUAGGUAGUUGUCCAUGAAGAGUGAAAAAUUGUGCCAAUGUGAAGGCAAAUCAUUCAUAACUAGAAAAUAGUUCACAUGGAUGUUUUUGUAGAGACUCUUUUCUGUGCAAUGAACUGUGCACUUGUAUUGAUGUAACUCGAGGAUUGACUCGAUUAACUUGAAACAGUUUUGUACUUAUAAUC